AAGCGCCGCCAUCUUGCGGAGCAGGCCUGAGGCGGCGCAGGGAGGCGAGAGGGGCGCAGGGAGGCGAGAGGGACGCGGGCGAAUCGCGGGGGCAGGUGAGGGCGGUGGCCACCAGGAGGAGCUCGGGCUGGGCAGGCGCGGAGCGGCGCCCGCGGGGAGCGCGAUCCGCCUCGCGCAGGUAGCGGCUCUCCUUCUCGCGCAGAGUGAAGACUGGAACGGCUACAGGGAAGUGCGUAGCUGCAGCUCAAAGAAAAUGAAUGGCACAUUGGAUCACCCAGACCAACCUGAUCUAGAUGCUAUCAAGAUGUUUGUGGGUCAGGUCCCACGGAGCUGGUGUGAGAAGGAUCUAAGAGAACUUUUUGAACAGUAUGGUGCUGUCUAUGAAAUCAAUGUCUUGAGGGACAGGAGCCAAAACCCUCCUCAAAGCAAAGGGUGCUGUUUUGUUACAUUUUAUACACGUAAAGCUGCACUAGAAGCACAGAAUGCUCUUCACAACAUGAAGAUCCUCCCAGGGAUGCACCAUCCUAUCCAGAUGAAACCGGCUGACAGUGAAAAGAGUAAUGUAGAAGAUAGGAAGUUGUUUAUUGGGAUGAUAUCCAAGAAGUGCAAUGAAAAUGACAUCCGAGUGAUGUUCUCCCCCUUUGGGCAGAUUGAAGAAUGCAGGAUAUUACGGGGCCCAGAUGGCCUGAGCAGAGGUUGUGCGUUUGUGACUUUUACAACAAGAGCCAUGGCACAAACGGCAAUCAAAGCAAUGCACCAAGCACAAACCAUGGAGGGUUGCUCUUCUCCCAUUGUGGUAAAAUUUGCAGACACGCAGAAGGACAAAGAGCAGAAACGAAUUGCUCAGCAACUCCAGCAACAAAUGCAACAGAUCAGUGCUGCCUCAGUAUGGGGAAACCUGGCUGGUCUCAACACACUUGGACCCCAGUACUUAGCACUUUAUUUGCAGCUCCUUCAGCAGACAGCAGCUGCGUCAUCUGGGAACCUGAACACAUUGAGCAGCCUCCACCCAAUGGGAGGACUGAAUGCGAUGCAGUUGCAGAACCUGGCUGCAUUAGCAGCUGCAGCCAGUGCAGCUCAGAAUACACCAAGUGGUACCGCUGCACUGACUUCCUCCAGCAGCCCCCUGAGCGUGCUCACCAGCUCAGCAGGUUCCUCACCUAGCUCCACUAGCAGCUCCUCUGUUAAUCCAAUGGCUUCUCUCGGAGCACUGCAGACGCUGGCAGGGGCUACAGCAGGCCUCAAUGUUAGCUCUUUAGCAGGAAUGGCAGCCUUAAAUGGAGGACUUGGCAGUGGUGGUCUGUCAAAUGGGACAGGUAGCACAAUGGAAGCCCUCACACAGGCUUAUUCUGGAAUCCAGCAAUAUGCUGCUGCUGCAUUGCCCACACUGUAUAACCAGAGUCUCUUAACACAGCAGAGCAUUGGUGCAGCAGGAAGUCAAAAAGAAGGUCCAGAGGGAGCCAAUCUGUUCAUCUACCAUCUCCCCCAGGAGUUUGGAGAUCAGGAUCUGCUGCAGAUGUUCAUGCCAUUCGGAAAUGUUGUCUCUGCCAAGGUUUUCAUUGACAAGCAGACCAAUCUAAGCAAGUGUUUUGGUUUUGUAAGUUACGACAAUCCUGUCUCUGCGCAGGCUGCCAUUCAGUCCAUGAAUGGCUUUCAGAUUGGCAUGAAGCGUCUGAAAGUGCAGCUCAAGCGCUCUAAGAAUGACAGCAAGCCAUACUGAGCGCCUCUCCCCUCCGGGACUGGAGUGAAAAGGAUCUUCUGGUAAGUUGGAGAGGAGCGCACUUAAUGAUUCGAAGCCCUAAGGCUGUGUUUUUACAGUCCUGGAAGCUGAUCCAUGCCUUCUAUCUGGCACAUCUUCCUUUGAAGAUUCGGCUGCAGCCUCUACUGAGAAUACCGCUUCGGAUGGAGGACAAGUUUGUGCUUUUGUUUCCAGUGUUUUACUUUGGAGUUUAGGUGCCAUAUCGCUGAGGUUUUUUGUUUUGUUCUUUUUUUUUUUUCCCUCUUAUUUGAAGUUUGCUGUGUUUGUACCCAGUGAGUGUUGAGAAGGACCAAUGCCAGCUCCUUGGGGGUGGGGAGGUAAGGUUAAAGGGAGCAACAGAAACUGACACCACGCUGCCUUGGGAUAGAGAGGAGAAGGGGAAGCAGAACUGACACCACACUGCCAUGAGGGAGAGAAGGGAAAGCAGAAAUAACACGGAACAGCUGAUGGAAACAAAGGUGGGGAAGGAGAACUGAGUCCAUCCAAGUUUGGGUGAGCAAGGAACAAACUCCAAAUCGCCUUUGUCAUGCCCCAUCCAGUCUUUGAAACUUCCUUAACUGUAUACCAUGGUGGAGAUUUAGUAAAUCAUCUCUAAAGCAGGAGACAGGCUAGAAGGGGGAACACAUUAACAAGCCAGAGGAAAACUGCAGUGAUUUUUAUUUUUUCACUGUAUAUAAUGUAGUGUUUAUAGGGCACUGUGAAUGUACACAGCACUUUAUAAAAUUAAUGCAUAAUGUCCCUGUCCAGAAAACUUCUCUAUUUACAGUUAAAUAUUAAUGAGAUGCAGUGAAUUUCUCUGUAUUUAAGAAAACUUCAUCCUGUGUACUUUAUACCUAUCUGCAAAACCUAGAUAGAGAGAGACAGCUUAGUCUAGGGCUGGAAACAAGAAACUUUUGAUCCCUAGUAACCUGCAGAAUUUUUUGGACAAUUUUUUUAUUCAUAACAGUUCAUCACAUUCCCCAUUUAUGUUGAAUAAUGUCCUUUUUGCAGGUAUUACCUUGAAUUCAUUCUAAUAAGAAUAAUGUAAGUGCUGUUUGUCUCUUAAAAUGACUGUUAUACUGAGAUACAAAGCUGAGAGUUAACCCUGAUACAGCUCUUGAGGCUCCUCUUUUAUACAUGUUCUCAUAGGAUUUGAUUUCUCAGUCUUAACUGCAUUGCAAAGGUAACUUCCUGGGUGCUUUUAAAAACAAACAAAAAAAAAGAAACAAAAAGCAACCACCACCCCCCAAAAAAACCAGUUUGUGCAGUGAUUUGGUCUAGUAAUUAGGUAUUUUUUUAUACUGCAGUUUUCCUUUACGGUGUUGUGUACCAGUACAAACAAGCUAACACAGGAGCUGUGAAACCAGAGCAGAGCAUUGAGCCAUUCAGUCUUAUUCUGCCUUUUGGUACUAGUUGUUAUCUUCUAUAUUGAAGGAAAAUUGAACACACUCCUUCAAUGAACACGCACUUCCACACACUUGUGAAAUUGUUAGUGCAUUGCUAAGGGCCUUUGUUAUACACUGGUUUUAGGGGGCUUAAAGGACUUUUGACACUCUGGCCUGGUUUGGUUCGAGAAAUCAGUAGAGCCCCAUUUUAUAACCACCAAAAUCCACCUCUGUGACAAGAGGACAUUUACAAUUUCUGUGCAUCUCUUAACAGAAGUUCCAUUUACCUCAUUUUCUCUUUUCCUUUUUUUCUUUGUAUUCUUGGUUUGUGGUGCUGUUUCCCAGGGCAUCAGCUAAUCAGCUAAUGCUGCAAUGUGGGAGCCGGCUGCUAAAUGAUGAACGUGUGGGUCAGACAUAAGGUUGGGACUUCCUGUUCUGCUCCAGCAGGAGGAGCACUAAACCCAUCAAAUCCGAGAUAACAUUCAGAAUCAACACUCAUAUGCGGUGGUCUGCUGGGAAUGUCAGGGAAGGUCUGGCGUUCCCAGGUACUGCAUCCCCUGGGAUCUCAAACAAACCUCAGAAGUGGUUGUCACAAGACCUGACUGAUAGUAUCCAAGAAAAUCCCUUUCCAUUCUUGAAUUGAAAAUCAAAGAGUUAGUUGAUGCCAGUCUGUCCAUGUAGAUGGCUGACAGAUAAAUCUAUCAGUGUUAUUCAAAUCAUUUUGUGGUGGCAAAGGUUCAAAGGCCAGAUUGCCAAAUUUCCCAGUUAUGCUGGCAUGUGGUACCCUUCUAUGUUAAUUAUUUGAAUCUUUCUAGAAAAGUAAAUAUACACUUAAGUGAGCCAUGUAAACUUGAAUUCUGCACGACGAGAAAGAUGUGUCCUGGUUUUCUGAGAAGAGUGUUGGAGUGUGAAGGCCUCCAGGGUGAUAAUGGGAUUUUUUUAAUAAAUAAUAUACUUUUCAAAAAAAAAUUAAAAAAAAAAAAGAAAAAAAACAUAGUUGGGAGCAACUGCUCCAAGUGCAACCUGCUGUAACCAAGAAUGUUGUUUCUAUUUUUAUAGAAGUUUUAUACCGCUCCAGGGUGGAGAAUAUUUAUUACCUAAAUUAUUUCACUGGAAAAAAAAAAAAGGCCAGGGUUUUGUAGAAUCCUGAAUGUGAUUGUUUUACACACAUACUGAUGUGCAUGAUUGAAACUACUGAUUUUCAGUGGCCUGUUUGCAGUCCAACAACUGCUAAAUGGGGGAGACAAACGCUGUGAACCAGCGGAGGAGAGCACUGUGCUCUGGGGUCUCUACAGUCACUUACCUUCUUUGCAUCCUAUCCCACUGUACUAUCUGAGACCUUUGUCCUGUUUUUCUUUUAACCUGGUGCUCUGGCCUCUUUACUAGCCACUUCAGUUGCCCAAAAUUAGAUACUUUAGCUUUUGCAUCCGAUAGCAUGUACUCAAUACUGUAACUUACAGAUCAAGCUUGACAUUGCUGCAAACUGGUGCAAUUCCUGUUGAUUUUAGGAGAUUCACCAGUUUACACUGUGGCUUGGUUUGAUCAGUGAGUCUUCCCAGGCGUAAUCACCUUAAGACACCUAACUCGGGCUAGCUCUUGUGCCUUACUGGCAUAACUCUAAGUAUUGCCAAAAAGAAAAAAGAAAUCUAUGCAGGUUAAAUUUUAAAAGAUGUGAUCCUCAGAUGGUUCAAAUCAAUGCAGUUCUACUCUCUUCAGUAGAGCUGCAUCAGUUUUCACCAGCUGAAGAUGUUGCCCUUUUUGUGUACUUGUUUCAGAUUUCUGUUUCUUGGUGUACCAAUGUAUAUGUUGCCAAAGUUAAUAAAUGUAUCAAGUUUGUGACUUGGGCAGAAUUUUUUCUGAUAACAGAACUGAUCAGAUAAAGUCAACAUUUCUGUGUCUGUUUGGCUGCUGCUCACUCUGGAGAUUUAGGUUUUUCUUGCCUUACGGUCUUAAGCUAGUUUUCUUCCUUGUUCAUUGGCAGGAAAGUCUGGGAUUUGUGGGGGACUUGGGGCUUUUAAAUUUUAUUUUAUUUUUAAUUCCUGUCAUGCUGUCGUUCAAGUGCAAAUCAAAUCAGUGUCAAAAGCUUUAUUUCCUGGAUAGUAGGAUGAGUUGAGUGAGUUCAAAUAAACGGCAGAAGGACUGACUUAAGGACAAAGCCACAUGGACAAAGUAUUCUACGUGCUUAUAAACCAAAGAAUCUGAGUUUCCUACAACAAAAGCCAGUGGGACUUCUGAUGAAAUGGAACUCCACAUAUUUUUAGAAACAAGAUGAAAAUAGCCUAGUUCAUAGUUUGUUUUUUUUUUUCUCAGAAGACAUUUGAUUUUUACUAGAUAUGCUGUAAUAAGAUGAAAGUAUUGUGAACAAUUGAAGUCCUAGUCUGAUGCUACUUAGUGUCAAGUACUAUAGUAAACAAAAUAGUAGGUUCUUCAGUUCCUGAGAUAAUCAGCAGUCCAAAAUAGGAUAUCUCUUUGUAGUUUAGUUUUUUCUUCCAGUAAUACAAAGCUUGCAUUAUUAAAAAAUGCCUUUGAUAUAUAGUGAUUAAAUUUUAACCCUAAGCAGAAAGGGGAUUGGAGUUUUUCAGAAGUAACUGAGACAAUGAUGGCAAAUAUCUUUUUGUAUUUUAAUUAUGAGGCAGUUUGCUAGCUGUGAGCACUAUCAUCUGCAAAAAGGGCGCAUCAUAAAACUUCUCCCUGGCAGAUGCCUCUAUGGGGGAAAAAUUCUUCAUCAGAAUACUGAAGGUUGCAGAUUCUGAUAGAUUCUGCUUGUGUGAUAGAAUCAACUGAAGUAUUUCUUCUUGUUGAUGGUUGUAAGUUAGGGAAGAACAGCCAAGCAGAAUGAAAUUGUUCCUUUUUCAUUUGGAAAUAUUUAAAAGCAAGUUGGAUAGAGCAAAUUACAAAUGAUGGGUGCGAAUAUGAACAUAAAAUGUUUGGAAAGCUUCUGGUUACAAACAUUUAAACAUAAGGUUACUAUAUAUCCCUGAGCACACCCACUACAAAAUACAAAACAGAGAAGGCAGAAUUACCGUGCUUGUGAGAAUAAAACGGGGACAAACUGGAAUAACUUUUCCCAAGUCAUAAGUUCUUAUCCAGCAUAUCAUGGUUCUGCUUUUGUAGGUAAGCCCUUCCUCAGGGCUUUAAUGAAAUUUACUCUUUUCUUCAAAGUUACUGAGUGAAAUAUUUGAAAAGUCUCUAUCAAUAAAACCUCAAGCAAAUCACACAAAGAUUCUCUAUAGUGCAUGCUGAGAUGUCACUGGAUUUCAUGCCUCUUCUUGUUUCUCACACCUCAGUUAAUGAUGAAUUUGCCUUUGUCAUUUAGGACUGAAACCUUACAGCUAUCUGCAAACUAUCUAGAGUAUUUCUAGCACUGUAGAAAUAACUGCAAGAGUUGCAUUUUACUCUGUUUGCUAGAGUUGGUUUAAGCUUCUUACUAAGUCCUUUCCCUGAUUUGGAAAGUAUGAAGAGCAAAUUAAUCUCAGCAGUUCUAGUAAGUGGUGUGUUGCAGGUUUAGUGGCCAGUGUGCUGCUUGUUGCUUUGGAACUAGAAUGCAACAUUUGCUAUUUUCAAACUUACUAUAAAUGUUAUAAUAUGCAAAUCUUGCCUUGCUGUAGUCUCUAACCAGCAGCUUUGAGAUGUGCUGAAGAGUAAGGCCACAAACAGGGAGAUAAAGGGGCGUUGAGGGGAGCAUGGGGUGGGAUGUGGAGGAAGGAAUUAAAAAGAAGAAACUUACUUCCACUCUCCCCUGCCUCCCACAUCCUUCCCAAAAUGUUUCUUGUCUCUUGCAGUUCACGAGCUGAGGGGUGGAAACAAAGGUAUUUCUGUCACUUAAUGUAAAAAUUAUUUUUUGUAUACACUGUUCAAGAAAGCUUCAGGAAACACAUUUUUUUCAAAUUACCAAACUGGCAACAGUGACUGUAGAGCUUCUCAGAGCCCAGAAUCCCUUCCUCACAAAGUCAGGGAGCUAGGGGCUGUUUUAUAUAAGAGGUUGGGAGCAGAAAAUCCCUUUGCAGCUCUAUUGGUAUGAAAAAUGCUCAGCUAGGACAAGUCUUAGCUUGCAGUCAAGUCUUAAGGGAUUCUUCUGUAAUGUGUGGUGGUUUUUUCUUGUAUAAUAUCUUUCUUGUUUUCCCCUGUUCUAAAUCAUCCACCUCCAGUUUCAUGGGCUCCUAGGGAAUGAGAAGGGACUGUAGCUGAAGGAAAGAACAUGGGCUACCACUGCCUAAGGACUCCCCAUGUUAGGAUGCAAGAAAAGUCUCUGCUGCCAAACCACCCGUGAAACCCUUUUGUCCUCCGUCUUGUUUCUCAUGGUCCUCAGUCUCUGUGGCCAAAUGUUAGCCCUGGAACUAUAUUUUUUGGAGUUGGUCUCCUGGGGAGGGAGCUUGCUCUGUUCUUUCCCUAAACAGAGCUAGUGGAGACACUGGGCAUGGAGCAAGGUGAAUGCAUGCCAAUCAAUGUGUCAGUAGGCUCAGGAGUAUUCCACAGACUGGGUAUUGAGAGGGGAAAUCCACACCUGCUUUCAUUUGGUUUCUGGCAGUUUGAUGUUUACUUGGUGUCCUUCAUGUACUUCAACUUUUACUUGUCCAUCGUUGGCAUGUGCUACCCUUCCCUGUCAACUCCCUUCCCCAGGAGAUUUCAUUGUACAGUGCCCAUUCUUGUUCUCUCUCUCUGUGUUUGGAUGUACUGCUCUGUGUAACUCAGUGGGUCUCCCUCUUUCUGGUUUGUUUUUUUUCUAGAUUCCUGCCGUUUGUUCAUCGUUGUGCCUAAAGCAUGUCGAUGUGGCGUUCAAGUACAUCGUCCAAAUCCUUGUCUCUUCAGCUUCUCUGAUGCUUGAACUCUCACCUUUGACCUUGUGUUGACCUUUGAUGCUGAUGUGUAUUUUUAUUACGUUUGUUUCUUUCUUUUUUUUUUUUUUUGUGCUGCCAAAUUGGUUUUGCUAGAAAGACUGCUGAAGGGGAAUAUUUAAACUUGCAUUUGAAUAUAAAAGAAUUUCUAUUUUUCUAGACCUUCGUAAGAUAACCACUUGAUUUUGUGAAUCUGAUUCUUUGUAAUUGUCUUCAGAGCAGCCUUGCUAGCAUACCUUGUGGAGUAUUUGUAUUUCUGUGAACAUACAGCCAAUCACUUUCUAGGCUUAGUUUUUUCUGUGUGCUUAGUUUUAAAAACACAGUUUCAAAGAAAAAGUCAAUUAUAUGGUGUGACUCAAUCUUUCAGGAGACUUCUAGUCACAUUUUGCUGAUCUGGUUUCUGUGCUUGAGGAGACAGCAUGUGUUUUUAUGAGUUCAAACUUGUGACUUGAGUGGCAUCAGCAGAAAACACUUGAACUACUUUUUCUUGUGAUUGUAGCUACAUUUUUGCCCUGGCAUUUAUUGAUUUUUUUUUUUAAUUAUUAUUAUUUCUUUUUUAUUUUUUCCCCUGCUUCCUUGUGUGAUUAUCAGUCUGCAGUGAAAAUUUGAUCAAAGUUGAUGUUGUAUUUUGUUAAGCUCCAGCAUGCUUGGUUUUUUUGUAACUACAAUCUCCUCAGCAAAAUGUGAUGUUUUUGUUUUAAUCUUUCAAACUAAGAUAGUGCCCAGAGAUGGUUUGCAUGUUUCCCGCUGUUUUCUUCACACCCUCGUAUAUAUCACCUUCACCUCUCUGUUUUCUAUAGUUUGUGCAAAAACUGAGCAAUUUCAUGGGUUUGAAAGGUAUCCUUUAAAUUGGUGGUUUUGGUAUGACAAAUAUCUGAUCAGAAGCCACCUGAGGGCAUCUACCUGUGCACUUAGACUGUCUGCCUGACAGAGCACCUGGACCGUGUUCCAUCUCUAGUGCUGUCAGAGGCUCCCAGGGGCUUGGUUGCACUGUUCCUGAAGUGGAAGCUUUGGUGGAAGGGGAUAACUGGGGAGCAGGAAGGUGGGGAAACUUCACAAUAUUUCUGUUUCCAAAGUUAUCUGAAGCAAGGGCUCCUUUGAAACACUCUUUAUGAGCAUUUUGUAUAAUUCAGGACACAUUAUUGUGAAGUCCAGCCCCAGCUUAAUACCAUCGAUCAGACCUUGAUGGUAGGAUCCUGGAAGGAUCAAGGUUCACUCUUGAAAUAAAGUGUUUGAAAUAUCCCAGAGAAAGCAUUUGUAAACCUGGUCCUACAACUGCUGGCUCUUUUCCCAAGUGACAAGCACAAUACAACAGCCUCUGAAGCUGUUACCUGAACAGGGUACCAUCCCCAGCUCUCUUCUUAAGGGCCUUAGCUGGGGAAUCUCUACGGAGAUUUUUUAGUUUUUGUUUAGUUUUUAAUUGGGUAAUGAGCUAAGCAGUUUUUCUGACUUGCAGGAUGAACUAGAACAGGUUACUGCUUUCUGGGUAGCAGGCUUCCCCCUACCUUAUAUACUAGCUGCACAGGUAGAAACUGGCAUGUAACUUCUAGACGAAGGCAGCUGAAGAGUGCGUGCUGUGAUGAAGUUUCAGUCAGGAGGAGAGGCAAGCUAGCGUAGGUAUCUUAACAUUUGAUAGUAAUGUGAAAUGAAAUCCCAGGCGAAGGGGUUUUGUUGGGAAAACAGAUUUUGUUUGAUUGGAUAGAAAUUUUACUUUUUUCCAGUGUUUGGGAUAAUGCAAAGACAUGAAAGGAAUUUUUUUUUCUAUCCUGCUCCUGUGUUUGCUGAGGAUACUAUAUUCUCAAUAGAUAUUGGCUAGACUCGUGUAGACAGUCCUCAAUCUGCUUAUAAGACAGAACAUGUUUGAAUACGAUACAUACACCUGGGAGGGAAGCAUGAGGCUGGAUGAGAAGAGGAUAGAGACUUGUUUAUUUGGGAUGUUGUGGGCUGGCUGCUGUUAGUCCCACAGUCUGAAUGCACAGGGCUGUGAGGCAGUGGGGGGCACUGAUACCCUGCAGUGUAUUGAGUAGCUGCCAAUACGUUUCUGUACGUGCACAUUUGGUUCCAUAAGGAACUUUGGGGAAACCUGUGGAAAAAUAUCUGAAGAAAACCAAAAUGCCAAACGUUGGAUGUUUCUUUCCUUUCUUCUUUCCUUUUCUUCCUUUGGUUGUUUUAAUUGUUCUGUGGUGGUUUUAAUGGAUUUGAGAUAGUGGAGCAGCAGCUGCCUUUCUGAUUUUUGGCUGCUUUUUGUGAAUAAUUUAAAAAGAAAAUUUACAUUUUGGAGACAAACCUGUGGGCUUUUUUAUUGGUACAAACAUUGUAUUUAACACUAGGGGUUUUGUACAGUUUUUUGCCUUUUCUACUAGAAAACAAUGUGAUGAGAAAACAAAUUGCCACUAUGACCAAAUGUAGAGUCUGUUCUGCAGUAACGGGAUUUAAUCAACUCGAAGUCGUGGUUCAGUCGUAGAAAUGCUUUUCUUUACCUUGUUUGAGCUGUUCCUUUUUUUUCCUGUUUUGAUUUGCAAAACAAAAUGUCUUUUUGUGUGAAAUUGUGUUGUACUCUGUAGAGAAUUACAGAUUUUACUUCAAUGGUUUAAAAAGCAGAGGAGCACUAGUUGCUUUUCUGAUCUGAUCACAGAGUUUGUGUAGUGGAUUUAAAAAUGAAAAGAUUUGUAACAAGUUUGGAAUGAAGCGAGUAUGUGUUAAAGGAAUUUUCUUCCUUUUGUGUGUGUGUUUUUUUUUCUUUUUGUCCCAAAGGGCAACUUAAAGCUGUUUUAAUUGCACAGACACACUGACAACAAGUCAUUUUGUAUAUGCCAAGUGUGGUACCUUCCUUUGUUUAU
Molecule: messenger RNA, 10798 nt
Organism: Cuculus canorus (common cuckoo)
Lineage: Eukaryota; Metazoa; Chordata; Aves; Cuculiformes; Cuculidae
Gene: CELF1
Product: CUGBP Elav-like family member 1
Exons: 14
Coding region: 254-1720 (488 amino acids)
Biological process (GO): regulation of alternative mRNA splicing, via spliceosome; mRNA splice site recognition
Cellular component (GO): cytoplasm; nucleus; ribonucleoprotein complex
Molecular function (GO): mRNA 3'-UTR binding
Source: RefSeq, a predicted model, not a curated record